Molecule: messenger RNA, 252 nt
Organism: Penicillium soppii
Lineage: Eukaryota; Fungi; Ascomycota; Eurotiomycetes; Eurotiales; Aspergillaceae
Exons: 1
Coding region: 1-252 (83 amino acids)
Source: RefSeq, a predicted model, not a curated record
AUGCCCGUCCCCACUGCCGAUCUUUAUGACCAGCAGCAAGAAACCCAACCUCAAACCAACGGCACACACCCCUCCAACCCCGCUGCACACUCUACACAACAAAGCAACGGCAGCUACUUCGUUACUGAAUCUGGUAGCUCGGCCAGUGCAUCGACCAAUGGGGCCGGUCGCGCUCUGACCAAGGAAGAAGCCGAUCGCCUAUAUGAGGAACGGAUGGAGGAGGAAUACGCGAAGAGAGAUGGCGGUGCCUAG